Molecule: messenger RNA, 2011 nt
Organism: Branchiostoma floridae (Florida lancelet)
Lineage: Eukaryota; Metazoa; Chordata; Leptocardii; Amphioxiformes; Branchiostomatidae
Product: beta-sarcoglycan-like
Exons: 8
Coding region: 148-1149 (333 amino acids)
Biological process (GO): muscle organ development
Cellular component (GO): sarcoglycan complex; sarcolemma
Source: RefSeq, a predicted model, not a curated record
CUCCUCCAGACAGCCGGAAUUUCGCCCAAUUUGGGAGAGGAAAACUUCGCUUCCUUGGAAGAAGAUCAGAACCAACGUGGCAUCUCGCUCCCUCUCGCGAGAUUUCACUUAAUUUACCCACAGUUCUAUGCGAUAAUUGCAAGAAAAAUGUCGGGAAUGGAGUCUGAUGGUGGCAGUUUCCACAGAGGCGGGGGCAGCCGACUUUCCAUGCGGCAGAAGUCCAUGGAGCGCAAACGUGUGAACAAGGAGCACAACAGCAACUUCAGGGCGGGGUACGUCCCCAUAGAUGAGGACAGACUACACAAGACUGGCAUCAGGGGCAGGAAACUGACUCUGGGGAUCAUCCUUAUUGUCAUCCUCUUCAUCCUGGUUGUCAUCAACUUUAUUCUGACCGUCCUGCUCCUCCAUGUCCUGGUGAUUGACCACAAUGGCAUGGAGACCCUGGACUUCAUGGACGACGGGACCCUCAGGUUCAAGUACGGAGGGGACAUGGGCAACGUCAGGCCACUGGACAGUAAGAUGGGCGGCUUUGGAAACCAGGACUUUGAACUCACAGGAGACAACCAACCAGUCGUGGCUCAGAACAGGAUCACAGAUCAGAUCAGAGGUGGUUCAGUUCAAGUGGAACCAGGCAAGACUACCAUCAAAGGAGAUCAUGGUCUUGACAUUGUUGACCCAAAGACCAAUCAGACCAUCUUCACUACUGACUAUGACAGUAAGGAGUUCAAGAUGCCAGAUGGGGUGGACAAUCUGAAUGUCAGAAAGGCACAGACAUUUAGGGUGGCCAGUCCACUCAACAGUGACCUACGUGUCAGCACAGCAAGGAACGCUAUCUUCCGAGGCAACGAAGGGGUCAACAUCCUUGGCAGGGCAGUCAACUUCAACUUCAGAGAUGAUUUGAUGCUUCAAACCCUUCGAAAUGAAUCUGUUGUAAGAGGCAAUGCCUUUGUGCAAGCCGGCGGGGGACUCUAUAUCAACAACACACGACUGCCACGUAGCAGUCCCGAUCCAUUGUCAGUUAUCGACCGAGGCACCACCACCUACAAGAUAUGUGUGUGCACGCCGUCCGGAAAACUUUUCCGUGUCCCUAUAACAAGGCCAGGCCAGGGCUGCCACACUGUCAAUGAAAACAUAAACCCUUGCCUGUAGUUUGUAAUUGCCAAAAAAUCUGUUUUUAAAAAGGUGCUGUAGCAGAGGAGCUGAAAAGUGGAAGUACAAAAGGUGCCUUGGAAUCAUGUUGUUAUAAUCGUAGUGAUGUGCAAAGUACUUCACCAGCACUGCUGAUAAUACAGGAAAACAGUCAAGGAAAAACUGAGUGCCAGUGCAGUAACAUUUUACAAAUCAAAAGAACUAAUCGAAUGAUUUUACAAGUGCCAAUUUUACUUGACUGACACAUAUAUUUUGUUUCAGUAUUGGAGUAGGACACCCCUUUAGUAUAUGCAUUAUGAUAUUGUGCUAGUUUUAUUGUCAUUAUCGGUUUUCUUUUAUUCUGAAUAGAGUUCUGGGUAGCAUUUUGGUACAGAUUUGCUACAGGAUGUGAAAACAAGUAAUGAAAUUAGUUUAACUUCAUUGUUUAACUGUCUAUUACUUCAUUAUCCACAUAACAAAUGAUAUGGCUACAUUUCCUUGAUAAAUGUAGUGAUUGUAGGGGUGAAUUAAUGUUGUAUUUAAACUUUUGGUGAUAAUUAACAUCAAGCUGAGUAGCUUCAACAGAAGCAGUUUAAAAUUUGGUGCCAAAUUCGCUUGUAGGCACAAGCUAAGCUAAGAUUCAAGUUAAAGACUACAACAACAACAAUUUCUAAAUGUCAAGCAAAUUCAUGGCAACAAGGACUACUUACUAGUACCUAACAGCGCACAUUCGCCGCACAACAAUAUGGCUUUUUUCCUCCUUCUUAGUUGCACAGACAUUUGUAGAAAAGAUAUACAAUAAUACAUGUACAUCUAUUUUAUUGCAUUAUUUUGUAUGUAACUGUACUUUUGUAACCAAUAAAUGCUGUUUGGCAUUAUUUUA